Helianthus annuus (common sunflower) is the source of this 1155-nucleotide messenger RNA. RefSeq lists its product as uncharacterized. The record is from RefSeq and is a predicted model, not a curated record. The transcript is spliced from 2 exons. Bases 1 to 1155 code for a protein of 384 amino acids. NCBI's taxonomy places the organism in Eukaryota, Viridiplantae, Streptophyta, Magnoliopsida, Asterales, Asteraceae.
AUGGAUGCAAUUUGUAAAGAUUUAAAGGAAUGUCAUAUGUUGGGAAAAGCAGCAGCAAUUAUUUAUACAAUUGAGUUUCAAAAACGUGGCUUGCCUCAUGCGCAUUUGUGCUUAUUCAUGGAACCAGAAGCUAAACUUCUCACUGUUGACCAAGUUGAUCCGUUCAUAUGUGCCGAAAUUCCAAACAGAGAUGAUGACCCAGAGUUGUAUACGCUUGUGAAGGAUUUUAUGAUUCAUGGACCGUGUGGUAAUGCUAAUAUGAACUGCCCAUGUAUGGUUGAUAAACAGUGUUCAAAAGGUUUUCCAAAAAGAUUUCAAGAUACUACGACAAUUGACGCCAAUGGUUUCCCAUUAUACAGAAGGAGAGAUGAUGGAGCAACAGUUGUCAAAAACCGGAUCGAGUUAGAUAAUAGAAGUGUUGUACCAUACAACAAAAAGUUAUUGGAAAAGUAUCAGGCACAUAUAAACGUUGAGUGGUGCAAUCAAGCUGGGUCAAUUAAGUAUUUGUUUAAGUAUAUCAACAAAGGUCCUGAUAGAGCAACAGUUGCUGUUUUGCAUAGCGAUAAUCACAAUGAACAACAUGAAAAAGAUGAGAUUAAAGAGUAUUAUGACUGUCGGUAUAUCUCAGCAUGCGAGGCAUCAUGGAGGAUAUUUAGUUACGAUGUAAAUUACAGAUAUCCUUCUAUUAGCAGGCUUCCAUUCCAUCUUCCAGGUCUACAACCGGUUGUCUUUGGACCAGACGAAGACAUCAAUUCUGUUCUUAACAGGCCAUCUGUCAAGUGUUCUAUGUUUCUGUCUUGGAUGGAACGGAACAAAGACCCUGAUAACCAUUUGGCGUGUACACUAACUUAUGUUCAGUUUCCAACUUGGUAUGUAUGGAAGAUUGAAAACCGUUGUUGGCAACCUCGGAAGAAAGGCAACUCAAUUGGCAGAAUUCAUAAUGUUGCUCCCUCUCUUGGAGAAGCUUAUUUUUUAAGAAUCUUGCUCAAUAAAGUAAAAGGACCUAAGUCAUAUAACGAUAUCAAAACUGUUAAUGGUCAUGUACAUGAUACAUUUAAAGAUGCGUGUUUUGCACUUGGUCUUUUAGAUGAUGACAAAGAGUACAUCGAAGCAAUUAAAGAAGCAAACGAAACAGCAACAGCUUCGUAUGUAUGA